This is a messenger RNA of Rhipicephalus sanguineus (brown dog tick), 1191 nucleotides long. RefSeq lists its product as uncharacterized. The record is from RefSeq and is a predicted model, not a curated record. NCBI's taxonomy places the organism in Eukaryota, Metazoa, Arthropoda, Arachnida, Ixodida, Ixodidae. Gene Ontology annotation, biological process: activation of innate immune response. The transcript has a single exon. The coding region runs from base 31 to 1191 and encodes 386 amino acids. Gene Ontology annotation, molecular function: zinc ion binding; RNA binding; double-stranded DNA binding.
CUUCUGGACACGGACGCGUGCGCACGCAGGAUGGCUGGCUCGUCAAGAGCUGUGAAAGCGGCCGACGCUGGCUGCGGUUUCUCGUGCACAUCACUGCCCAAGGACUACCGUUUAAUUCUGCCACCGUUGCCAUCAGGUGAAGGACUCAGACGCACACUAGUCCUGCACUGCGACAUUGCAGGGCGUCCGUACGGAAUUAACGACUUCCGAAAGCCGCUCAAGGACCUCGGCAUCAUUCAACAGGUGAGCGGUAUAGGAGCGUACCAGAUGUCACAUGUCUGGCUUCUCAAUAUCAAGACAGAUGAGGCCAAGAAGACGCUUCUGGACGCUGGCCUACUCUCUGUGAAAGACCGGCCUUGCCUCGUCGUGGAUCCAGUGAGGCAAGAGGUUCGCCUCAAGCUACACUGGGUAGCUUUUGACGUCAACGCAGAGACAAUACGGCGCGCCCUCCGGGAGUACGGUGAAGUUAGAGAGGUCAUCAGCGACAAGUGGAGGGAUGAGGAUUUCGAAGGGGUCGAGUCUACUACCCGAUUCGUCCGGCUGUUACUGAGGGAAGGUGUUACCACAGACCGUAUACCACACCAGAUGCGGCUCGGCAGCGGCACGGCGUUGGUGGUCGUGCCGGGACGACCGCCGUUGUGCCUGCGUUGCCGGAACACCGGACACAUUCGUCGAGACUGCAGGGUGCCCAGGUGCGCGGGAUGCCGUGCAUUUGGACAUGAGCAGACGGAUUGUGCUCGCUCGUACGCCAGCGCAGCGGGCCGAGGAACAACUACCGACCAAAGCGAAAUGCUCAUGGAUGAAGAGGAGGCAGAGAGGGCAGCGGCGUCUGAGGUAUCUGCGGAAGCGUCUGAUGCAACGGUGGACAGCGAAAGCAAGGAGGAAAAGACUAAGGAAGCUGCUAAGGAAACUACUGAGACGGGCACUCCUGCGCAACAAUUUUCUACUCAAGCGGACACCUCAGAAAGGUUGCAAGUUAAAGAGAUCACCACCGACGCCAGUGUGGACAUGGUGACAACGGAGACUACGCCAGCAAAGCGACGGCUGCUCGAGGGGGACGCGGCGUCGCAGCAGCGUCUGUCCCAGGAAAAGGAAGGGCAGUGGCGGGUGGCUGCAGCCAAAAAGCCCCGCGGAGCCGGCCGCUUGCGUUCGUCGUCGCUUUCUCGCGGCGACGAUGGGUCGACGCCUUGA